AUGGCACCCCCGAUGCGAGCUUUGAUUGCUGUCACCUCAGCUCAUGCGCCAUUGUAUCCUGAUGGCAAAGAGACAGGUGUUUUCAUCACCGAGGCUCUUCAUCCCUUCAACGUUUUCAAAAAGGCGGGCUUUGAAGUGGAUCUGGUGUCCGAGACGGGCUCGUUUUCUCCUGAUUGGUUGUCACAGCAGAAGGAUUGGCUUCCAGAUGAAGAUCGCAAGGUUUGGGAAGAUACCAAAAGUGAAUUCCGGUCAAAGAUGGACAAGCUCCCUAAGCCAUCUGACAUUGACCCCUCGAAGUAUGGUAUCUUCUUCGCCUCGGCCGGUCACGCCUCUCUGAUCGAUUAUCCCGAUGCCAAGGGUCUGCAGUCAAUUGCCUCUACGAUGUAUGCCGACGGCGCCAUAGUCUCUGCCGUUUGCCAUGGCGGUGCCAUUUUCCCAGGAAUAAUCGACAAAUCUACUGGUCGGUCCGUAAUAUCUGGCAAGAAAGUGACCGGAUUUACUACGCGAGGCGAGGAGGAGGAGGGUGUGCUCGAAACCAUCAAGAGCUGGAAACGCCCCACUAUUGAGGCCAGCGCCGCGGACUCAGGUGCGACCUAUGUGAGCCCUCCAGGACCUUGGGACGCUUUCACCCAGACAGACGGGCGUAUCGUGACGGGUGCAAACCCCGCCAGUGCCCACGUUACUGCUGUAGCAGCCUUGGAGGCGUUUAACAAAUUGUAG
This is a messenger RNA of Diaporthe amygdali, 720 nucleotides long. RefSeq names its product chaperone protein HSP31. Lineage: Eukaryota; Fungi; Ascomycota; Sordariomycetes; Diaporthales; Diaporthaceae. The coding region runs from base 1 to 720 and encodes 239 amino acids. Gene Ontology annotation, molecular function: glyoxalase III activity. The transcript has 5 exons. The record is from RefSeq and is a predicted model, not a curated record.